Messenger RNA from Carya illinoinensis, 1019 nucleotides. RefSeq names its product RING-H2 finger protein ATL8-like. The transcript has 2 exons. The record is from RefSeq and is a predicted model, not a curated record. NCBI's taxonomy places the organism in Eukaryota, Viridiplantae, Streptophyta, Magnoliopsida, Fagales, Juglandaceae. The coding region runs from base 121 to 708 and encodes 195 amino acids.
UGCAUGUCAAUCUCAUAUUUAUUGAUAUGAUAUGCUUUCUGCCCAUUUACGACUAUACCAAACCCAAAAUAUCCCCCACCCCUAACCUAUCAUCUCUUCCUCUCCUCUCUCACACCCACCAUGGUUCGCUCUCUAACAACUCUGGCACCCGCGAACUCAUCAACGACGGCGGCGGCUGCUCCUCCUCCCGAGGUCCUCACCGUGGAGUCGGACUUCGUGGUCAUACUGGCUGCCCUUCUCUGCGCACUCAUAUGCGUGGUGGGGCUCAUCGCGGUGGCCCGGUGCGCUUGGCUCCGUCGCAGCUCUACCCAGACUCGGUCUCCGGCUCGGGCUCAGGCUCUAGCAAACAAGGGCCUAAAAAAGAAGGUACUUCAGUCUCUCCCCAAGUUCACGUACGACUCCGACGGCGCCAAGAACCCAAAGCUAUCGGUGGCGGAUUGCGCCAUAUGCUUGGGAGAGUUCAUGGACGGGAACGAGCUGAGGGUUUUGCCACAGUGCGGUCAUGCUUUCCACGUUUCAUGCAUCGACACAUGGCUUGUGUCCCACUCAUCGUGCCCAUCUUGUCGGCAGAUCCUGGUGGUAGGGAGGUGCCACAAGUGCGGUCAGUUCCCGGCUCCUCAAAUUGAUCAGGCUGGCACGGAUUUCAAUGCCAUUACUCCCAACACUAGCAUUAAUCACAAUACUCUUGCUCCUACUUUCUUGCCUUAAACUUUCCGGCCUUUUGUUUUCUCAUUGCCGUCUUGUAAAUACAAGUUUCUUUUUGAGCAGUUGGGUAUCUAGCUAAUUCAUAUGCUGUGGUGUGUGGAGCAUGUCGGUCCAAUUUCAACCCAGGAUCAGAUCAUGUAAUAUGCGCUCCUCCUCCUCCUGUUUUGUUGAGGUUUUCUUUAUUUCUUUAGACGUAGUUUUUGUGUUUAUCCUCAAUUUUGGGUUUAAAAAUAACUUUUGUAAGAAAAGAAAAUGGUGAAAAGAUCCCUUACUAAAUCGUGAAUUAAAGUAAGAGAUGGUGAAAAGAUUACUUA